AUGUCGGCGCUUUCGUUCCUCUACUCUCAGCUCUUCGUCGAGCCGCCAGUUCCCACGCAUGACUUCCAAGGCCAAACUGUUAUCAUCACUGGAUCUAACAGGGGCAUCGGUUUUGAGGCUGCCCGUCAUUUGUUGAGAUUGAAUGUGAGUCGACUCAUAUUAGCUGCACGGUCAGCUGAGAAAGGCCAGAUAGCCGCGGAUACACUCGAACAGUUGACGGGGCGAUCUGGAGUCAUCCAAGUCGAGGAACUGGAUAUGGCCAAUCAAGAGUCAGUGCAGGAAUUUGCUACCCGAAUGGAAAUGUGUCGAAUAGACGCCGUUCUGCUAAAUGCAGGUAUCUACACCCAUGACUUUGUUUGGGCCGACAAUCAUGAAAGCACGUUGACCGUGAACGUGAUUAAUACGUUUUUGCUGGCUAUACUGCUUCUUCCAGCACUCAGACGCUCAUCCAAAACAUGGGUGAUUCAGCCCUGCAUCAGUUUCGUGGCAUCCGACAGGCACGUAAUGUAUGAUCUCCCAGAGUGGAAAACACAAAACACCUUCCAAGUUUUGAAUGAUCGACAGCAAGCCAGGAUGCAUGAAAGGUAUCCCAUCUCCAAAUUGUUGGAGAUACUACUUGCGAGGGCGAUGGCAAAACAACUUGAUUCAAACCCUCCUAACGGCACCAGCAAUAUAAUUGUCAAUUCAUUCACACCUGGCUACUGCACUUCUGGUCUCAUCGAGAAUGUGCACGGGAUCACAGGGUUCGCGCUCUGGCUUCUGAGCAAGGCCACCGCUCGGACGACAGAAGUUGGAGGUCGCACAUUGGUCGCAGCUAUUGCGCAAGGGGACAAAAGUCAUGGAAAGUACCUAAAUGACGGCCAUAUUGAUGAAUCAGCAUUGUCUCCAUUCGUAAGAAGUCAAGAAGGCAUAUUGGCGAUGGAGAAGCUAUGGGAAGAACUGAUGGAAAUUUUAGAGCAGAAGCGACCUGGAAUUGGUCUACUCCUCAGUCCUGUACCAUAA
Molecule: messenger RNA, 1002 nt
Organism: Penicillium roqueforti
Lineage: Eukaryota; Fungi; Ascomycota; Eurotiomycetes; Eurotiales; Aspergillaceae
Exons: 3
Coding region: 1-1002 (333 amino acids)
Source: RefSeq, a predicted model, not a curated record